AUGAGAAGCACCAGUUUGAGUGAAUCACCGACGAAAGGAACACCCUCAAGACCCCAAUUUUGGCUUAAAAGAAGUCAUAAAGAUGGUCUUGUAGUUUUGGACAGAUCGUCGCCACGUUUUGAUGACAAAUUUGAAGAGCACACCGCCGAAGAACCAUCCAAACAAUUAAUCAAACACAUAAUCCGCCGGACCGCCAACUAUGUGUCACGACCAAAAACACUGAAAAAGGCACCAAUAAUGGGGCCUGUGACUUACAACGAUGCAUUUUUUACAAAGGACGGUGGAAUGCAAUUGAGCGAUGAUCAUCUCCGAAAACUUUACACCAGGCUCGAGAACGGGAUUGUAUUAACUAAAGUGAGUCGUAAAAAACAAGUCGACCAGCUUUUUCAUGUCGAAAGCGGAACACUCAAAUGGCGUGAUACUAAGAGCAUCGGCAUUGAUACCAUCAAGGAUGUAAGAACCGGGGAUAUGGCCAAAAACUACAUCGAGGAUUACAAAGCUACCAAUGCAGCGGCCCAAAAUUGGGUCACAAUCAUAUAUCAGCUGGGCACCAAAUUUCGCGCCUUACAUCUGGUAGCCCAUAACCAGGCAGACCAUGAAUGUUUUUACCUUGGCAUCGUCAGCAUGGUCGACUCGAGACGUAACCUUAUGAGAAGUAUCUCGGACCCGGACGAUGAAAUGUUUGCAAAUGUCCAUUGGCGUGCGAAUGUCUCUGCUGAAAAAGCUGCUGAUGACAUAGAUGUACUUUCAUUUCAAGACGUGGAAGAGCUUUGUGCCAAGUUCAACAUAUUUUGUUCCAGCCGCUACUUACGACGGCUUUUUGACCUUGCGGAUGUGAAUCAAAAUGGCCUUCUGAGCUUUCAAGAGUUUCAGACUUUUGUCCAGGAACUAAAAAGCCGGCCAGAAGUGUACAGAAUUUGGCACGAUAUCACCAGAGGCACUGAUCAGUUGAAUGUGGACGAUUUUUCGCGUUUUGUGCUUGAGCAACAGCAUGAAGAAUGGUCUCACACCAAACUUACAAGUGAAUUUGAGAAGUUUAGUCAAGGCAGUGUUACGAUGAGGCUAGAAGGCUUCCGGAAGUUUUUGACAUCCCAGCCACAUUUGAACGAUAGCAAAGCUGAUUAUUCGCAUCCGAUCAACAAAUAUUUCAUUUCUUCUUCGCAUAACACGUACCUACAGGGCAAACAGCUGGGAGAAAAUCCAACAGUGGAGACCUACGUACUUGCAUUGCAGCAAGGUUGUCGAUGCAUAGAAAUUGACAUAUGGGACUCCGAGGAAGGCCCUGUAGUUUGCCAUGGCAGAUUGACCGGUUCACUGCCCCUUGCUAAUGUUUUGAAGGUCGUGCGAAAGUACGCCUUUAUCACAUCUCCGUACCCUCUAGUUCUUUCCUUGGAAGUGCAUUGCAAGCUCGCAAAUCAAAUUAUCAUGGACAAAAUCCUUCGACAGGAAUUGGGCACCAAUAUAUUCAAUCGUACACUCAAAGGUUCACUACCCUCUCCCGCCGAUCUUAAGCACAAAUUUUUGAUCAAAGUGAAGAAAUCCAAGAAUGAUGUACCAAAGUCUUUGCAGGACGAAGACUCAUCCACAUCGUCAACAUCAUCCACAAGCUCAUCUUAUGACUCCGAAAAUGAAGUACGGAGGAGGUCGGGGCGACGGCUCAGCAUUUCGACCAAGAUGCAUGUCAUCGAAAGCCUAGUAGCGAUGUCACUAAUCCAUGGGCUCAAAUUCAGAAACUUUUCGUUGCCGGAGUCUAAAACAGAAAACCACUGUUUUUCUCUAAGCGAGAAAAAGCUCGAAAACCUCACGAAAGAUGAACUACAAAAACUGGCGAUCGAAAAACAUAAUCGACGCUUUCUCAUGAGAGUGUAUCCACACGCACUGCGGUAUAAGUCCUCCAACUUUAACCCUAUCAAAUUCUGGGAGCUCGGUGUUCAGAUGGUGGCUACGAAUUGGCAGACCUUUGACGUGGGUCAACAGAUCAAUAAGGCCAUGUUUCAGUUACCGCUUGAAGACGCGCCUUUAUGGCACUCUGGUUAUGUCUUGAAGCCCGACUAUCUGCUGAACAACGUUGCCAAAGCUGGCGAUAUCAAGGCGAUGCGGAAGGGCCUUCAGAAACGUAGUGUUCGUUUGCGAAUAGAGAUUCUUUCCGCUCAGAUGCUUCCUAAACCGAAGGACUUCAAGCAAAAGCAAAAACAAGCGUUUCCCUGCUUUAGCGUGAAUCUCAAUGUGUUCAGCAACAGCAGGCCAAUAGAACCUCUGGAAAGUGAGAAUGGACUAGUGUCUUCGGACUCGUCGGGCUGCACUCCGAACCGCGGCGAAAACGGCUUCAAUCCUGUGUGGGAAACAAAAUUCAAGAUUACAGUGGAGGACACAUUUUUCAACUUUCUUCUUUUCAAGAUCAAAACCGCAGAUACCGAGCUAGCCACCUGCUGUCUCAAGCUGAGCUAUCUACGAAGGGGUUACCGCCACGUUCCCCUCUACAGCGAAGGCGGUGAGCGUUACAUUUUCUCGACUCUUUUCAUUCACGUCGACUAUGACUACGACUAUAAGAAUGAGCUAGCUUAA
Lachancea sp. 'fantastica' is the source of this 2565-nucleotide messenger RNA. The record is from the annotation of a GenBank genome assembly. NCBI's taxonomy places the organism in Eukaryota, Fungi, Ascomycota, Saccharomycetes, Saccharomycetales, Saccharomycetaceae.